Molecule: messenger RNA, 1167 nt
Organism: Prorocentrum cordatum
Lineage: Eukaryota; Dinophyceae; Prorocentrales; Prorocentraceae
Source: the annotation of a GenBank genome assembly
GGGCGCAGUUUCAUACCAUCUGCUACCCACCAGGCUUCCACAAUGCAGAAGCCCAGGCAGCGGCUUUCUGGCGGGUCGGCUCAAUCCGUUUCGCUGCUCACCACAUGGGCUUGCCUAUUGCAGGUCGGCCUGUGUGGGCCGCAGUCCCCGGCCCCAGUCCAGAGCUGCUGUAUGCUUCUCGGGUCGCCACCUUUGCGAUGGGCUGAUUCUGGGGCCCCCAGAAGACGUUCGACCACGUGCCAGGCGUGACCAGGACGAUGGUGGGCUACACGGGCGGAGAAUCGGUGGACCCGACAUACAAGAGCGUGUGCUCGGGCGACGGACACACGGAGGCCUUAAAGGUGGAGUUCGACCCCAGCAAAGUGGACUACGCGGAUCUCCUCGAGGUCUUCUACCGAAAUUGCCGCGCAGAGUCCAGCGGGAAACCGCAGUACAAGAGCGCGAUCUGGGUUCAUUCGGAGGAGCAGAGGGAGAAGGCCAAGGCGGCGGCGGAGGCAAGGGGGAAGCUGGACAAAGGACAUCGAGGACCCAAAGCCGUGGUACGACGCCGAGGAUUACCACCAGAAGUACUACCUCGGCAAGGGGAGGGCUGGCACGUAGAGCGACGGAGCCUGUAUGUGUCCGCAGCUCCGUGCCCAGUGUCUCCAUACCCUCAUUGCUCCUGCUCCUAUUCUUCCCUCCUGCUCCUGCUCCCGCUCCUCCCUCCUCACUCCUCGACUGUUUUCUUCAGCUGCUUGCUUUUUUGUUCGGUGUUCUGCCACGAAGUCGCUGGCCGCAAUGUUGCUCGAUUGGGAUCAUGUAGAGGAUGCCGUGGUCGGCGUUUUGGGGUAACGCGUCGAGUUGGGCUAGAUCUGGGACCUCAAACGACCUCGAGAAUUGAUGCCCGCGCACCUGUGUUUUUUUGUAAGCGUGCUUCUGAGAUCUGCUUUUUGCGCAUUCCAGCGAGAAACUGACAGGACGGUCUCGCUCCGUGGAUGACGCACUCGCGCCUGUAACGGGCAGGGAAGAGCUGCUCGUACUUCCUCGAGUGCAGAUGGUGUGGAGCAGAAAGCGCUGCCUUUCCCCUUCUGUGUCACAGAGCUCUUCUCAUCGGCACGUCGUAGCAUGACCGCUACAAAAACGGACAUGCCGUGUGCGGGACGGGGCAUAUCCCUCCCCCCUUUCCAC